Molecule: messenger RNA, 837 nt
Organism: Strongylocentrotus purpuratus (purple sea urchin)
Lineage: Eukaryota; Metazoa; Echinodermata; Echinoidea; Camarodonta; Strongylocentrotidae
Exons: 5
Coding region: 403-783 (126 amino acids)
Source: RefSeq, a predicted model, not a curated record
CCCACCUAUCAAAGAGCUGGAUCACUUUUCAGAGCUGAAGUAUUGAAAACUUGUUCGACGUCUGAAAUUUGACGGUGUCCCUAAAAUCGAAAGCAUGAGAAAAGAGCUCGUAUUCGUUACAAUCUAAAAAGUCUCCAACUCUCAAGUAAAUGCAUUGCUGGGAGCUAUCACCUGCUUUUUAACGCGUGGAGUAAAAUUGCCGACAUCAAACCAUAGGCCAUCACUAAAUCUCAACAUCUCUUUUCUUUCUUGGUUUCGACAAGAGUUGGAGAUUUCUUGUAUUAACAUCGCACUCGAGCAUAUACGAACACUUUUCCAGUUCACUCAAGGUGUUGGGUUCGGGAAGGCUUUUUGAAGAAGUUAGUUUUUAUAUAAAAACAAUAUAAUUGUUUUAUUCAGAAGAUGUCUGGUUCUAGGCAUUGGAGUGGGGUCCAGAGUUGGUUGGUGGUAGCGUGCCUUAUGAUUGUGGUUGAAUAUUCGACAUGUACUCUCCUAGAAGAAAUGGACCUCAUGAGACACAGGAAUGCAGAGAAAAAGGGCGGUCUAAACUGUAGACAGUGUUCAGUGAACAAGGAAUACCUCAUCUCACACAUGGACACUUGCAAAAAUAUCUGUACCAGGCCUUUGGGUAAGAGAGGAUUCGAAGCUGAGGAAGAACAGGAUAACAACAGUGAGAAGAACUCAUCAGUGAAGUCCAGCCAAUGUGUGAUUGAUCCUCUGUACUAUGCUUUAUCUGAGGAAGGCAAGAAACAAGUUAUGCAGGUCUUGACGGAAUGGCUCUGAUGAGAAACUGAUAUGUUUCCGUGUUUUUAUCCUUUCAAAAUAAGUCAUCAGUUU